AGUGUAAUUUGGGGUAACAAAGGUUACCAUGGAGACUUGUCCUCCUUUGUCCUGUACAGUGAACCUCUGCCUCCCAGCUGCUGUUUUAAUCCCUGUUACUGACCCAGAACAGUCCCAGUGAGUGAGUAACACAGAACUAUUUACAUAACCCGAGCCAGGCCCGGACCGUAGACUGAAGCGGACCUGGUGAUCUGGAUCACUGUUAGCUGGUGUUAGCUACAUGAACCGACCCUGCUAGGUGGAUCAGACUCUCAGAUCAGACCCUCCAAGAGAGAAAACUACCCCUCUAUCUGACUCGAGUCGCCUUCUCUGCAGGCUGCAUGGAGCUGUCCUCAGUCCGGAAUGAGCAGGGCAGGCUGGGAUGGUGAAGUCACGCAGAGGACGUAGAGCUGUGGGCGGAUCUGUGAGAGCCAGUAGCUGAGGGUUUGGCUGAGCUCCGUCGGCCACACAGGCUAGAACCAGCCGGGGUCUGGACUGAGAGGAACCAGACAUGGUUUUAUGGAGACCUCCUUACAGGGCUUGAGCUGAUUUGUCAGCCUUGUGUUGGUUCACCCCCCCCGAGUGUCCUCUGGAUAUCCACUGACCAUGUGGAUCUGAACAGAAGAAGCGCAGGGAGAAAGCCUUGCAGUGUGUGUUCACUCUGACACAGUGAAGCUCAACUGAGAGAGGAGGACCAGGAGGACCAGGAGGACCAGGAGGAGACCAGGAGGACCAGAAGGAGCAUCGACCGAGCGGAGCUAAGAGAAGAAGAAGAUCAUUCAAACACAAAAUGUCUCAAAACAGAGAACUGGUGGUUUUCUACAUCAACUAUAAACUCUCUCAGAGGAACUACCCUCUUAACUACAUGGACCUCUUACAGCCUCCAAAUAGGACUGAUGGGGCGGGGGCGGGGGCGGAGUCGGGUGAGGAACAGCAGGUAGCGACGCACCCCAACGGGACUUUAAAUGGAACAAGUCCCGGAACCCCCCCGGCGUCCCCGCUCCGGCAGCAACGGUUGCCUGAAACGGCAAAUAUGGAUGCGGUGAAAGAGGCCCUUCGGGACUCGGCCAAUGAGUUCGAGCUGCGUUAUGCACUGGCCUUCAGUGAUCUGCACAACCAGCUGCACAUCACGCCGGCCACGGCCUACCAGAGCUUCGAGAACGUGAUGGACGAGGUGUUUCGGGACGGAGUCAACUGGGGCCGCAUAGUAGGGCUUUUUGCCUUCGGCGGGGCGCUGUGUGUGGAGUGCGUGGAGAAGGAGAUGAGUCCGCUAGUGGGCAGGAUCAUAGAGUGGAUGACGUUAUACCUGGACAACCAAAUUCAACCGUGGAUUGAAGGCCAAGGAGGAUGGGAGCGCUUCUCUGAAAUCUUUGGUCAGGACGCUGCAGCAGAGAUCAGGAGGUCUCAGGAGAGUUUCAAGAAGUGGCUGCUGGCGGGGAUGACGCUGGUGACCGGAGUCGUGGUGGGCUCACUUAUCGCCCAGAAACGCCUGUAAAGAAACACACAAACAACCCUCUCUUAACAAUCCCCCCCGUGCUUCACUACUCCCCAACUUAAAGGCCCACGAAAGUCGAAAUGAAGGUCCCGUUUGUCUCGUCAGAACUGCUGAUGAUGUUUACUUCUCUCCCUCUCACUCAUCCCACAGUGGACUAAGAAUCCUCACACGUUGUUGAACUUUUGAGAAAAAGACAGAGAGGAGGAAGAGUAACUUGUAUUCAUGUGUUCACCUUAUUCCACCCUGAUGAAAAAAGCGUGCUGAAACAGAGACAGAUGUUCUUUUUCUUACUGAACCAGUUCUUUUUAUUCUUUUCUCCACUGGUUCCUGUGUUGUUUUACUUUCUUCAUGUAUGUAUGUUUAGUUUUAACAAAUUUUGGUUGCUCGUUUUCAUCCUUUAAGAGACUAAAACUGAUUCCCGACGGCUAACUCAAAAUGGUGUGAUAUAAAGAGUCGGCGUCCUGAUGGGCCUUGGGCGCUCUGCGUGUCUCGUCUUGAAGCUCGUCCUUACAGACGGCUCUACCAUAGCUUUGUAUGUGCCAUAUGGGAAGUGAAAUCAGGUGAGGAUGUAGCACCUGCCUCUGAAAAAUCUUCUUUAGUUCCUGUUUCCUGACAUCCUGAUCACCAUCACAUCCUGCAUCACAUCAUAAUCCAUGACUCUGAUUGCCUCGUCAUUUAUGUUGAUUGGUUUUGUAUGAAAGUCAAUGAAUCAGGAGUCAAACGGAUGUUAGCUCACAGAUUGGUUGAUGUUUGAAGGUAAUCCCAGAUUUGUGAGGAUUUUUGUAAGACAUGGGGAUCCAGCAUUGUAUAGUUGGUCGGAUCAUGGUUGUUAUUUUGAACAAUUGUUUUCAUCCAAUGAGGAGUUUUGGUAUAAAAACACUACACAACCGAGGAUGUCUCCGAACAUUUUAAACCGGGGGUUAACUUUACAAUUUGAUUAUGUUUUUACACCAAACUGAUUGAUUAGGAAGAGAUCAGUGUUUGAGCUAAAACAAUACUUAAAGCAUACUAAAUAUGAUCAGCAGUGUGUGUGAGUACAGUGAGUACAGUGCGCAAAAUGCUCAAAAUCUUGGGUUACCAUCUUCACCCAGCCUAAGAAGCAAAGAGUCUUAAUCUAAAAACGUAACGGGAGAUGAACUCCUCUGAUUAUUUGUUUGUUGAUGCUUGGUUUUGGAUUUCUGAACCAUUAAAAAUAACACUGCUCUGGCUGAUCUGUGAUUCAUAGUUAUAUUUGGCUUUGCUCUUUAUCCUUUUCGUGUUUAGUCAUUUUAAGAAUCAGAGUAACAGCAGUUCAUACAAAAAGACAUCAUUGGUCUCACCCUGGAUGUAGCCUGGGAACCAUUGUGUUUAUAAGAAUCAAAACGACAGCACCUAACGUAUCAGGCUCUGAACCUUCUCCAGCAUCUCCACUGAAUGAAUAACACUUCAUUUCAUGUUAUAUUUCAUGUUUAUAUUUCAAAGCUUUGGGCACUAAAUUAAGCCGUGCAAACCUUUCUUUUGAUAGGUUGAGAUAGAAGUUUUGUAAAUUGGAGGUUGGAAGUUGGAAAUCCAGCCUAGCCCAGCACCUAGCUUAACACUGCUACAUCACAGACUUUGUUUCUCUGGUUGUAGCGACCUGAUGCUGAGAUGAAAAUGAACAAAGAGAUCCAAGACUUAUACCCAUCUGGUGACUGGUCUGGCUGUGCCGGGCUAUGUUUACUCCACAGUAGCUGAAGAAUGCAGCAAACACUGUAGCAACACAUACAAUAGAAAUGCAGCACAGAGACACUCAGCAUGAGGCUGCAAUCCUAAACCCCCUAGAGGUCCAAAACUACAGUUUGGUUUCACUUUAUUUUAUCAUCUGAUUAUAAACCAGAUACUUCGAAUAUCCAGAUACAUCUUCAAACUGUUGUCAGCAGGUAUUUUUGGGACCAAUUCUAGUAUAGAGUUAACAAUUCUGUACAAUCAUUGUUUGUUACGUGUCACUGAUGAAUAUAUGCUCCAUGUUCAUGCUGAAGUUGUAGAUGCUGAGUCUAAAUUGUUGAUAAAGUCCAUCAGCCAACACUGAAAA
This is a messenger RNA of Notolabrus celidotus (New Zealand spotty), 3524 nucleotides long. It is a transcript of the gene bcl2l1, whose product is annotated as BCL2 like 1. Gene Ontology annotation, biological process: extrinsic apoptotic signaling pathway in absence of ligand; intrinsic apoptotic signaling pathway in response to DNA damage; negative regulation of intrinsic apoptotic signaling pathway. The transcript has 3 exons. The coding region runs from base 770 to 1474 and encodes 234 amino acids. Gene Ontology annotation, cellular component: mitochondrial outer membrane. NCBI's taxonomy places the organism in Eukaryota, Metazoa, Chordata, Actinopteri, Labriformes, Labridae. Gene Ontology annotation, molecular function: protein heterodimerization activity; protein homodimerization activity. The record is from RefSeq and is a predicted model, not a curated record.